AGUAAAGUGAGUGUAUAACUACAAAACAUGGAGAGAAAUCCGGCAAAUAAAGUAGUAGUAAUCACCGGAGGAGCUCAAGGAAUUGGAUAUUCCAUUGCUGAUAAAUUUUUGGGGAAAGGUGCUCGUGUCGUCAUUUUAGUUGACAUUGAUGAGAAGCAAGGUCCAGCUUCAGUAGAAACAUUGAAUUCCAAAUAUGGAGUAAACAAAGCAGAAUUCUACAAAUGCGACGUAACAUCUGAUCUUGAAGUUGUUGCCAAUAAAAUCUUUAGCAAGUACAGCAACGUUGAUGUUCUGGUUAACAACGCUGGCAUCCUUAAUGAGUAUAAGCUCAAGCAGACUGUUGCCAUUAAUGUGACAGCACUUAUGGAAUGGUCGUUUAGAUUUUUCGAGCAAAUGAGGAAGGACAAAGGCGGUAAAGGUGGCACCAUGAUCAACUUGGCAUCAAUUUAUGGGUUCCGGGUGGAUCCAUUCUUACCUAUCUACCAAGCGUCAAAGUUUGCUGUGAUGGGGUUCACUAAGAGUUUUGGUCAUUCUUACCGUUAUCAGAAAUACGGCGUGAGGUCAGUUGCAGUAUGUCCAGGAUUUACAGAAACUAUGUUGACAACGAAUGUGAAAAUGAACGAUGACCCAAGCGUCCAGGAGGGUUUCGAUGACAUGUUGAAAACAACACCUUGGCAACAAGUAGAAGCAGUGUCGAAUGCUGUAGUGGAGGUGUUCGAGAAGGUUGACAGUGGAACGGCAUGGCUGAUUGAAGGUUCAAAGCCAAUAACACAGGUCUAGUCAGUAUGUAGAACUUAAAUUUAUUUAUUGAAUGAUAUUAUGAUGAUUGUAUUGACUAAUUGAAAUUUGAUUGAA
This is a messenger RNA of Chilo suppressalis (striped riceborer), 855 nucleotides long. The record is from the annotation of a GenBank genome assembly. NCBI's taxonomy places the organism in Eukaryota, Metazoa, Arthropoda, Insecta, Lepidoptera, Crambidae.